ACCUGAGCUGGGACACACAGGACAAAAGUAUGGCCAGCCUGCAGACCCCACUCCUGGCUGCCCUCAUUCUCCUUGCUACGAUACUUCAAGCAACAGAGGCAGGUCCCUACGGUGCCAACGUGCAGGACAGCGUCUGCUGCCGGGACUACAUCCGUUACGCCCUGCCCCUGCGUUUGGUGAAAUAUUACUACUGGACUUCGGACUCCUGCCGGAGGCCUGGCGUGGUCUUGCUAACCGUGAGGGACCGAGAGAUCUGUGCUGAUCCCAGACUGCCCUGGGUGAAGAAAGUUCUCCAGAGGCUGGACCAAUGAGGCAGGCCCUGCCCUGAUGACCGUGACCUUGGCUCC
Messenger RNA from Kogia breviceps (pygmy sperm whale), 347 nucleotides. It is a transcript of the gene CCL22, whose product is annotated as C-C motif chemokine ligand 22. Lineage: Eukaryota; Metazoa; Chordata; Mammalia; Artiodactyla; Physeteridae. The record is from RefSeq and is a predicted model, not a curated record. Gene Ontology annotation, molecular function: chemokine activity. Gene Ontology annotation, cellular component: extracellular region. Gene Ontology annotation, biological process: immune response; eosinophil chemotaxis.